UACGUCUCUGUAGCAGCAAUGGGUCGUGUUUGCUAACCAUGAUCUGCUUUUCCAGCAGAAUUUGAUCUUAUACUCUCUGUCUUACAUUAAAUUUAUAGAAAAUACUUAAAACGACAACUGAGACAACGGACGGUUUCCCAGGAAGACGUUUAAACUCCGGCAAGAAGCGAUAAGAACAUCUACAGCUUUGAUGCAGGAGGAGGUGUUGACUUGAUCAGUAAAAUGAAUCUGGGUUCUAAGGGAAAGAAGCGGUCGGUCCUCCCCAGCCGUCCUGACCCCCCCACUGUGGACCAGAUCCUGGAGGACAUCAGUCAGGCUCCGUCCAACGAUCCCAUCUUCAGCAUCCUGGAGAAGAUUGGCCAAGAUUCACCCCGAUCGUCUCCAGACAGCGACACCGAGCUGAAGUUCCAACAGUGUCGGCGGUUCGUGGAGUUGAACCAGCAGCUUCAGGAGGCUCAGAAGCGGCUGCUGCUUCAGAGGGCAGAGCUUCAGACGGCGGGAGAGCAGCUGGAACGGGAUGUGGCAGAGGUCAAAGGUCGAGCGCUCUGACUCUGCAGCACCUCUGACUGGGACGUUCCUCCUUUCCUCCGAGUGUUGUGAUCGGAGGCUCAGCUGACUUUAACACCUGACACUGACCUUUGACCUCAUCUGAUGAAUGGGACUAAAUGUAGAGACUCAGUGGGCUCUGAUGGUGCAUUCAGGUGCAGAAUGAAGUGUUCAUGUUUGUUUAAA
Messenger RNA from Sphaeramia orbicularis (orbiculate cardinalfish), 732 nucleotides. It is a transcript of the gene c4h19orf25, whose product is annotated as chromosome 4 C19orf25 homolog. The record is from RefSeq and is a predicted model, not a curated record. NCBI's taxonomy places the organism in Eukaryota, Metazoa, Chordata, Actinopteri, Kurtiformes, Apogonidae. Bases 223 to 549 code for a protein of 108 amino acids. The transcript is spliced from 3 exons.